AUAGCCCCCUCUUCCUCCUCCCAACAGCACAGCAUCAGCACGCACGGCUAUGCAUAUAUACUCCUAGCUCUCUGCCAUCAACCCUCCCUCACUCUCUCUCUCCGGCCAUGCCUCCCCUCUACGUGGUAGCACUGGCCGGGCUCAUCCUCUUCUCUUCGCUGCACACCGCUGCUCCAUGCUCCAACGCAACUGCAAUUGGCGACACGCUCGCGGCAGGCAAGGCGCUCGCCAUCGGCGACAAGCUCGUCUCAAGGAACGGCAAGUUCGCGCUCGGCUUCUUCCAGCUCCGUCACAGCGUAGCCGGUAAGGCCGUCUCCUCCCCCGGCUGGUACCUUGGCAUAUGGUUCAACAAGAUCCCGGUUUGCACCACCGUCUGGGUCGCUAACCGGGACAAGCCAAUCGCUGAGUCCGACCUCAACACAACGCAGCUCAGGAUCUCAGGAGAUGGCAACCUCGUCAUCUUUGCCUUAAACAAAAACACCAGCACUGAAUCCAGACUAUGGUUCACUGAAGUUGCCAAUAGCACAGAUACUAGUAUCAGUGCUGUUCUCAACAACACCGGGAACUUUGCCCUCGUGCAAAAAACCCCAUCUAGUGGAGAACCGUUGUGGCAGAGCUUUGACUGCCCAACGGAUGUCGGGCUUCCUACCGCAAAGAUUGGCCGUAACAAGGUCACCGGUUUCAACUGGUCGUUCGUCUCAAAGAAGAGCCUAAUUGAUCCAGGUUUUGGCUCAUACUCCAUCGAACUAAGCAUUGAUGGGGCGCUGCGCCUUGCAAGUCGCAGCUCCCCCUCUGUAGUGUACUGGUCUUGGACAUCUGGAGGACUAGCACAACUUGUAAAAGCACUCGAUGGGUUGAUGGACUCGGAUCCACGGACCAAGGGUUUGCUUAAACCCACAUAUCAAGAUAACGAUGAAGAGGUGUACUUCUCAUACACCAUAACGAAUGAAUCAGCUUCCGUAUUCGUCCCAAUAGACAUCUCCGGUCAGCUUAAGUUAAAUGUUUGGUCGCAAGCCAAAGAAACUUGGGAAACUGUAUACGCCCAGCCUUCUGAUUUCUGCAUAGCACCGGCUGUCUGCGGACCUUUCGCGGUCUGCAACAGCAAUUCACGCCCAUUAUUCUGUGACUGUAUGGAGACCUUCUCUCAGAAAUCGCCACUGGAUUGGGAGCUUGGUGAUCGAAGAGGAGGGUGUGCUAGAAAUACUCCCUUACAUUGCAUAACUAGCAACAAAAGCCAGACAAGUUCAACAGAUGUGUUCCACCCUAUACCUAAAGUUACAUUGCCUGGUAAUCCUCGGAGUAUAGAAGACGCUACCACGCAAAGCAAUUGUGAAGAAGCUUGUCUCAAUGACUGCUCCUGCACCGGUUAUUCAUAUGACAAUAGUAAAUGCUCUGUCUGGCACGGGGAAUUGCUCAAUGUAAAUAUGGACGAUGGGAUUGGUAUUUCUUCUCAAGAUGUUCUUUACCUUCGCCUGGCCGCAACCGAUUUUCAAAGUUUGAGCAAGAACAACAAAAGAAAACCAAGAGCUAUUAUUGCUGCAAGCAUUGUUAGUUUUGGGUUACUAAUGCUCAUGCUGUUAUUGUUGGUUUGGAGGACCAGAUUCAAGAGGUUCAAUGCAUCGUUACACGACAUUCCAGGUAGCGGUGGAAUUAUAGCCUUUAGAUAUACUGAUUUAGUCCAUGCUACUAAAAAUUUCUCAGAAAGGCUAGGAGGUGGUGGUUUUGGUUCUGUGUUCAAGGGAGUGUUAAGUGAGUCAACUACUAUUGCAGUGAAAAGGCUUGAUGGUGCCCGUCAGGGAGAGAAGCAAUUCAGAGCCGAGGUGAGCUCAAUCGGGUUGAUUCAACAUAUCAACCUAGUGAAAUUGAUUGGUUUCUGUUGUGAGGGUGAUAAGAGGCUACUUGUGUAUGAGCACAUGUCAAAUGGGUCUCUUGAUGCCCAUUUAUUUCAGAGCAAUGCUAUCAUCCUAAAAUGGAGCACAAGGUAUCAAAUAGCCAUAGGAGUUGCUAGAGGAUUAUGCUACUUGCAUGAAAGUUGCCGUGAAUGCAUCAUACACUGUGAUAUUAAGCCAGAAAACAUACUUCUCGACGCAUCAUUUGCUCCUAAAAUUGCAGACUUUGGGAUGGCAGCGUUUGUAGGGAGGGAUUUUAGCCGAGUUCUGACUACAUUCAGAGGAACCGCAGGGUAUCUUGCCCCGGAGUGGCUUAGUGGAGUUGCUAUUACACCAAAAGUGGAUGUUUACAGUUUUGGUAUGGUACUGUUGGAAAUCAUAUCCGGAAAGAGGAACACACCGGAAGUAAAUAGUAAGAGCAGUUAUCAGGUUGCGUUUUUCCCAGUGCAGGCCAUCAGCAAGCUUCAUGAGGGAGACCUGCAGAGUUUGGUGGAUCGACAGUUACAUGGUGACUUCGACUUGGAAGAGGCUGAAAGGGUUUGCAAAGUUGCAUUUUGGUGCAUCCAAGACAAUGAAUGUGAUCGGCCGACAAUGGGUGAAGUAGUCCGUGUUCUUGAGGGCCUUCAGGAGCUCAAUAUGCCCCCGAUGCCAAGACUACUUGCAGCUAUAACGGAACGCUCUGAUGCAGCUUCAAUGUAAUAAUUGCAGUUGAUGUUUAUUUUUGUUUCAGCAAAUUUGGAAGUUGUAUUUUGGAGCUGAAGGAAUAAAAGGACAAGCUUGCAAUAUCUAA
Messenger RNA from Setaria italica (foxtail millet), 2679 nucleotides. RefSeq names its product G-type lectin S-receptor-like serine/threonine-protein kinase At2g19130. Gene Ontology annotation, biological process: recognition of pollen; protein phosphorylation. Gene Ontology annotation, molecular function: ATP binding; protein serine/threonine kinase activity. The record is from RefSeq and is a predicted model, not a curated record. The coding region runs from base 108 to 2588 and encodes 826 amino acids. The transcript has a single exon. NCBI's taxonomy places the organism in Eukaryota, Viridiplantae, Streptophyta, Magnoliopsida, Poales, Poaceae.